AUGGCCAACCUAGCGCAAGCCAAGGUGAGCCUGCAGAAAAAACUCAACCGAGCGGAGGCUCGACUGCUCGAGUACCUCAAGCCCACAGAAGACAUCUGCGCGGACGAUCCCGUGGCCAAUACCAUCUACUCCGGCGUUGACGAUCUCUUUGCCGCUGGGCAGCUUGAAGAGAAGGCCGGCGAGCUCAUGGACUCGAUCUUCGACCUGUACAUCAAGAAGAAGACGAUGAAGCCCGAGGUCGAGAAGGCAGCCCGAGAAGAGUACAAGGCAACGUCGGCGACGUUCACAAAGCACGUCGUCGAGCAGGUCAAGCAGCAAGCGCUCGUAUUCAAAGGCGACGCCAAGCAAGUACGCUACAGCCGGGACGUGCUGCGCCUUGCACUGUCGCUCACCCCAAAAGCGCGGUCGGAUCUCAGAGCCAGCGGUCUCAUUCAAAUUCCCUCCAACGCGACAUUGGCUCGUUACCGCAAGGCGCACAGUGUCAAGUCUGGCAGUUGUCGUGUGAUGUACACGCGCGCCAACGAAGCGUACGCCGCGUACCAGGAAAAGCGAGACCCAAAUUUCGACCGCAGCAAGCCCGUGGCCGUCUCGCUCAUGCACGACGAGUGCAAGCUGACAGCGUCCAACAUUUACAUCAACACGAAGGACAACUCGAUUGUGGGCUUUGUUGACGAUGAGGUCGGCGACCUCGAGUCGCUGGCCGAUAUUUUUUUCGAGGAGACGCCGGUCAAGAAGGACCCCGAGGUCGCCCAAGUGGUCAACCAGUGGAAGAUGCGCAGCGUUUACUCCAACUUCACGUACCUUGUGGAGUUCUUUGUCAGCUCCAAGGAGUUCAACGCGCAAGAGUUUCUCGCGCAGUUCAUGCACGUCCUCCUCGGUGCCGAGCAGGCUCGUUUUGAGAUCAUCUGGAUUGUCUCGGACUCGGGAUCCGCCAACAUGGCGCUUUUCAAACACUUGAGCUCGCUCGGCCACAAAGCCGCACCCCAAGCUGCUGCAUUGCGUGCUCGAAAGCCCAAACCCGCAGAACCAAACGACGAGUCGUGGCUGGACGAGCAAUUCGUCUCAUUCGGCCAUCCGCUCGAUCCCGACCGCAAGAUCUUUCUUUGCCCGUGCUGGACGCACUUGUUCAAGAGCUUGCGCAACCUCUUGGAGAACAAGAAGAGACACCUUGUCAACACGUCCGAGAUCACUUGGGGCGUACUCGUGGAUGCGCUGGCGCGAGACGAUGACCGCCGGGCCAAGGGUCUUGUCGGUGACACAAGACUCAUCAAGGAUGCGGUGCAACCUGACGGAUGGAGCAAGAUGGACGUGUCGUUGGCAAAGCGGGUGUUCGACAUCAAGACCAUCACGGAGAUCAUAUGCUACGCCAAGGGUGUCAUCGAGAGUGGUCCCUCGUCCCCCAAGAUCGUUUUUUGCGACGAAGCCUCUUUGGCGAGCCCCGGAAGCCGCCUUGCGUCGACCAACUGCGGCCCAAAACCGUGGGACACUACGAUCGGUCGGGUCUUGCGUAAUGUGCGCAUCCUGCUUCAGUACGACUGGCCAUCGGACGCUCGCGACCCUCGCCCAACCUUGGAGCUCAUGGCCGUCAUACACGAGCUCACAUCUGCUUUUAUGCUCGACACGACCCAACGCAUCCAUGCCGAGAACGUCGAAGCAGUGUCGCAGUUCUUCCAGCAUCGCCUUGCAUACUUCCACGAGUGGAAGAAACUUGUCGACGAGCGCAAUCUGGCGGGCGAUCCAACGUGGGACAAGCAAUUCAUGUCGAAGAUCACGUACUUGAACUUGCGCCUGGCAUGUCGAGCACCGGUGGCCAUUGUCGAGUACCUCGUUGCGCGCGGUGGCCCUCACGGCUACUCACCCGUGACAGACUUCAACCAGAGCUCCAUCGAGGCUUCAUUUUCGGGUCUGCGGCGUCUGUACCCGAGCGACCUCACGAUAGCAAACUACUCUCGGGGCGUCGCUGCAUCCAGUCUCGCCAAGAUCGACAGCUUGUACGGCAACAAGAUGUACUCUGCGUCGGACAUGGCCGAGGAGACAACUGGCGAUUUCGUGUACAAGCCGUAUGAAGUUCAAAAGAAGGAAGACGACGAGUUUGUCCAGAAGAUGCUCAAAGCCAGUAAGGCCCCGCGUCAACCCGUGCUGGAGUGCCCAUCCUUCGAAGUCGUCCUCGCCAACGUCGGCGAACGCCACUUUGCAGACAUGGCGCGGCAAUUCAUUGUGCGCGAAGCCCGCCCGUCCCUCAUGAGCUCGCAGCGCACGCAGUCGAAGUGGCGAGAGUACCUACUUUCCUCGCGCCAGAUGCCCAGCGCUGCGUGGUUCGAGGACGUGAUGAGCUUGACAACCGAGGAGCUCGAAGCGUGGGACAAGACGCUGCUCGCCGUGGUUCAAAUGGCAUUCGGUGCCCUUGCUUCGUACGUCGAUGCUGCCCUCAAGACCGCUCCGUCGCGUACACUGCUAUCACUGGAUGCAUAUGUGCUCGAGCUCUACCCCGGCUACUCGACCAAACUCGGAGCCGCCUUUGCUCUCGCCCCUGAAAAGGUUUGGGGCACUCCCGUGGUCCAAACGAUUGUUCUCGACUGCGUCGUUCGGCGCAUGCGCGAAUGGAAUUUGCGGCUCGUUCACGGAUUUGUCGGCUUCGCGCUCAGAAGUGCUCUCAACCGACGAUCAGAAGAGGUGGGGUCACUCCAACACCGCUGCUUGCUCGAAAUGCGCGUGCUCGCGCACGACAUCAAGGACAAGACGUAUAUGUCGAGCUACAUCGGCACUCUCAACGAAGGCGGCUUAGCAUUCCUCAACCCCGAGCUCAUUGACUGGGCCACAGCUUUGAUCCAGCUCGCGAGAGAGAGCGAGGACCUGCGCAGCAAGUUCAAUGCAGCGUGGAGUCGUCUUUUUGAGCCCAGCUCCAACCUCGACGCAUCGCGCAGCGCGAUGCCCUUUGCCAAGAGCUCGGCCGCCGGGCCGGUCACGGUGUGCGCGAUGCGCUCCGUGAAGACCUCGAGCGCACUGUGA
Messenger RNA from Saprolegnia diclina VS20, 3009 nucleotides. RefSeq lists its product as hypothetical. Lineage: Eukaryota; Oomycota; Saprolegniomycetes; Saprolegniales; Saprolegniaceae. The record is from RefSeq and is a predicted model, not a curated record. The transcript has 4 exons. Bases 1 to 3009 code for a protein of 1002 amino acids.